GUGAGCGAGAAAGGUCGACUCUUGCUGGCCGUAGAGGUAGUGGCCCGGUAGGGUCUCUUCCGGCCCUAGUAGCUGUAGUAGCAGUCGCUCCGGCUCCGUCUCUGAGGCGCUAGGCCGCAGGUAGGAGCCCCGCAGCCCGUUCCCUGUUGCUUCCUCACGGGCUCCACGUUCCUUGUGGAAGUCCCCGAGCCGCUGACCUAGGAGUUUGAGGCCGGACCAGACAGUUCCCCCUGCGGGGAGGGCCCUUUGGCCGGAGCCGGCCUCUCCCUGGAGACGAAGAGGAAGCCCAUGGGUCACUCUCAAGCUCAGGCACGACCCUCCCUUCCUGGCACAGGCCGAAGCUGGGCCAUAGGACCUAGUUUCCUAGGAGCAGAAUGUAUACACUCCUGUCAGGGCUUUAUAAAUACAUGUUCCGGAGAGAUGAAUACUGCAUUCUAAUCCUGGGGUUGGACAAUGCAGGAAAGACGACUUUCCUGGAGCAAACGAAAACCCGAUUUAACAGAAACUACAAAGGGAUGAGUUUAUCCAAAAUCACCACUACAGUGGGACUGAAUAUUGGUACUAUUGAUGUGGGCAAAGCUCGACUUAUGUUCUGGGAUUUAGGAGGGCAAGAGGAAUUGCAGUCUCUCUGGGACAAGUACUAUGCUGAGUCCCAUGGGGUCAUCUAUGUCAUUGAUUCUACCGAUGAGGAGCGACUCUCAGAAACCAAGAGAGCAUUUGAAAAAAUGAUCACCAGUGAAGCCCUGGAGGGGGUCCCUAUCUUGGUCCUGGCCAAUAAGCAGGAUGUAGAGACCUGCUUAUCCAUUCCUGACAUCAAGACCGCAUUCAGUGAUUGCAUUAAUAAAAUUGGAAAGAGAGACUGCCUGACACAGGCUUGCUCAGCUCUCACAGGCAAAGGGGUGAAUGAGGGCAUCGAGUGGAUGGUGAAGUGUGUCGUGAGGAAUAUCCACCGACCUCCACGGCAGAAGGACAUCACGUAAGGUCGGAGUAGCACUGCUGCUGUGCUUGGACGGCUGCCCCCAGCGCAGAUUCCACCCACCCUCCUUGUCCAGGGAACAGGGCCACGACCUUGUCAUCAGUUGGAUUCUUUUCAUUUGGAUUUUUUAUUUUGUUUAUGUUUUUUCCUAAGACAAACUUUUAUCUCCAUCCAAAAAAAAAUCAUCUUGAGGAUUCUACCUGGUGGUUGGAGAGGGAAAAGGGGAGGGUGUUCUCUAUGACCAGACACAAGCCCCUCCUGAAUGGGGAAUGGUAGGACCAACACCUCACCUGAAGCAUAGGCACUGUCAGGUGUCAUGAGUGACUUUACCCACACCACCAUGAGGUGUGGCUGGAUACUCCUCAGUUGCUCAAGGGAGCUGGUGUUUUUUUGGUUAAUGACCUAAAUUUAGUCCUUCAUCUCUUAAGACCAAACAUGAAAAACUGGCUCAGUUUAGUCCCUGGUGUGAGUGUUGAUGAGAGGUUGUGAUAGGCAUGUAAGGCAGUGGAUCUCAUCUGCCCUGAAACUCUAGUUUUCUUGGGUUUAUUUGGCCGAGUUCUGGCUGGAGCGGCUGUCCUUUGGCUCUAAAUCCUUGUGUUUUCUAAUAACUUCCCCAUUGCCCCUUCCUGAGGGUAACGGCCUGCGCUUGUCUCCCCAGCCUCUCACAGGAUGACGAACCACUAACACUGCAAUCGAGGCAGAGGUGACCCUCGUUGUGAGGCCCCACACUGCUUGAGGUGACAUUUUUUUGCUGCUCAUAGCAGCUGUACUAGGUGAUAUACAAAAAAUGGGCUCCAAGGGAUACUUUGAGCCAAAACAGUUGACACUUCUUUGCAGCUUCUUUUCCAGCAGACACCACCUGCUCACCUCUGACAGCAUUUGACUCUUAAUCGUGCUUUGGCUUCUAGGGCCCCAGCCCUGGGGUCCAGAAUAGGUAGUUGAAAUAACUUGUUCAAACCUGGCCCAGGCGCAGGCUCAUAAGCCAUAAAUGGUUGUGGGGUUUUCCCGGAGUUCUAAGUGUUGUUGAAGAGCAGCCUUGGCUAUUUCCCCAUAGAAAUCAGCUCCAGAUAAUCCAGGUCAUUGGCCAAAUUGCAGUAUUGCCCACAGCAGAGGCAAUGAGAGAUAGGAAAUCCUUCCUAGAGUUUCAUAGAAACCUUAGGUGGAAGGCUGUCCUAGCCAGCUGACUGACCUUGAGUGUCUGUCAGUUUAUCUUUGUAAGACCCGGAGUAGCUGAGGAUCAGUAGUGCCAACUAGAAUCAGCCUAGGUUGGCCAGCUUCCCUGUUUUCCUGUUGUUUAUGCUUUUCUCAUUCUGAGGGGUUUGACUUUACUCUGGAGGAUAGUGUGAUCCCUUAGAGCCUGUUAUAAGAAGGCGUGGGCAGCUAGCGGGUGGCAUAAGAGCUGAUCACUUCUGGACCCACUUCCCUAGAACUUGUGUUAGCAGUGACAGAACCACAAAGCUGCCCUUCUCUGACACUUCCAGGUCCAGCUGAGAAGCCAAACACUUGGGUGUCACUCUUAGAAUGCCUGCAGGGAAAUGGAAGGGAGGCAGGUACUUAGGGAGAAAUUUUUCUUUCUUCUCAGGCUAGACUUAUGUGGCAGCUUGAAUAGAGAAGAUGAGCAAGUAGCGUAAUGCUAUUGGUAGCCUUUAUCACAGCUGAUUUUAGCCUCCCAAAAAGGGGCAGAAAGAGGGCUAAUAUAGGAAAGCCAAGGACAAGGCAUCGUAGGCUCUUGCUUCCUACUUUGUGGGUUCUCUGCCUUUGUAGCCUGCAUACUAAGUUGUGCAUUAGACAGGGUCAGUAUUAUGCCCGGGUAGAUUUCAGGCAACAUUCUCUCAUAAUUUAUUCUUGCCACAUGGAGACCAUUUAUAGGGUAAAGUAAAGGGGUGGGCAGUCCUUCCAGGAUAUGGCCUUGGCCACAAUGGACCUGUUGGGCAAUGUGCAAGCUACAGGUAUGAAGUAUGUCUGAAUGUAAGCCAAUCCAAACCCCAGCCUACUCUUUAUUAUGCACUAGAGUCAGUUUCUCUUGUGGCUUUAGAAUCCAGUGCAAGAGAAGCACAUCUCUAAGCCUCAGGCAAUAUGCUCCUUUACUUUUUAAUUUAGAAAAGUUAGCGUAUAGAAUCAGGAAGAAGCAAAACUUUACCUGCUUCCCUUCCCUUUCAGUUUAAGGAUUUUGAACUGAACAUUUCCCUCCAGUCCUGAUGCUAAUUGAGCAACCUAUGUAGCUGCUACUUCUUGAACUGAGUCAGAGGAAAAGAAACAUGGUUCUGAGAUCCUCUAACAUCCCUGCAUGAUCUUGGACAAAUUCCCUCUGAUACAAAGUUUAUCUUUCAUAGAGGGGAUUAAGAUCUGGCCCAGGGAGGGCCAGUUACCUGUUACUUCUUUGCGGAUUGGUGAUGAGAGAGUUAAUGUUCACUGAGAGCUUUGAGAUCCUGAGCGGGGAGAAAGCUGCCCAGAUUGAAAGUAAGCACACUCCAAAAACCAAAGUAGGAUUUGUUCUUUUAUCUUGUCUUUGAGGGAGGAGUUCACAUACUUAAUGUUUGUCUUUAGGUCAUGUUUGCCCCUGCAGGAACAUCACGUUCUUCGUGUUACAUGGUAACAAGAGAAUAUGCUUGUGCAGAAAUCCCCUUUAUAAAAAAUCUGGCAAAGUUAAAUGUGCUGCCUUUCUUCUUUCUCGUACAGUGAACCCUGGGUGAGUUGGGAGGGAUUGGGAUAGGAUAUGUUCUGUGGGGCUUCUGAUCCAUAAGAAAGAAGCAAGGCCAGCGGUUCAGUUGAGGUUAGAGAGAUCUGUGAAGCAUUGUAUCUGCUCUAUCCUCCAUACUCCAAAUCCCGCUGCUCCAGAAAUCCAAAGGAUUCCUAUAGAUUUGGUUCCUAUAGGCAGUCCAGUAGUGGUAUGGCUCAGCAGCUCCAGCUAAAUGUGGAUUAAAAGAGGGUCAGCAUUAGAGUUAGGGUCAGGAUCAGGCUUCAGAAUCAGGACCUUUCGAGAUCAGAGGAAAGUGCUUCUCAUUUGUUUGCUUUGGCCAAAGAGAUGACAGUUUGAGGCUUGUCGUUCUGAAACAUGACUGGGUGAAAACUCUACCUUCUACCAAAGUCUAAAUAUCCAUGUUUCCCAUUAAAUACCUCCUUGCUUUGGUAAAAUGAGGCUUGUGACUCAGUGGAGAAGCCUCUCUAAUUUGGCUGUUGCUGAGGACUUUCUACUUUUCCCCCAAAUAUCUUAGGAUUCUGCCCCUUGCCACUUAUCCCAGCCCGCUCUUUUAUUCUUGGACUAAUCCAAACCAAAUAGCAACUCCACAGCAUAAACAUCCUCUCUUCUUUGGAAAUUCCAGCCUAGCCUUUGCAGCUGCUGGGUUGGAACUCUCUAUCCCCUGUUUUGGUCCUGUUCUAAUUUAUGAAAGCUUGGACUCUUUUAGAGUACUUGAUGGAGCCUCUUUGCCCUGAGGCCCUCGCAGCUAUAGCUUCUUGUUCAUAGUCACCCUGACAACUGUAACUGGAUUAGAAAAAAAUUGAAAAAAGAUAUGACCCUAGUAGCUUUGAGGAUUUAGUUCUUUCACACAGCAGCAGCUCUUGACUUGGGGAUUGAAGGAUCAGUGAUGGUUCCCAAUGUACUGAUACCCAUUCCCCAGCAGUAUUUAGCAGAAGUUUGGCCGGAUGCUUAUUUGUCCAGCCUUAUGCUUAAGUGCUUGUGGUCACAGAGCCAUAUUCUGUCUGCCCACUGACACCAUCAUCUUGACCAUUAACCAGGCAGGGGUCUGGCCACUGAUUGUCAGGGUUGUAGGCCACCACUCUCAAGGUGAACCAAUUGUCUUUAAUCCCCAGUGAUUCUCUGUGUUUGGAAAAAUAAAAAUCUGAUCAGGAA
Phascolarctos cinereus (koala) is the source of this 4829-nucleotide messenger RNA. It is a transcript of the gene ARFRP1, whose product is annotated as ARF related protein 1. Gene Ontology annotation, biological process: intracellular protein transport; protein localization to Golgi apparatus; Golgi to plasma membrane protein transport. Gene Ontology annotation, molecular function: GTPase activity; GTP binding. Lineage: Eukaryota; Metazoa; Chordata; Mammalia; Diprotodontia; Phascolarctidae. The record is from RefSeq and is a predicted model, not a curated record. Gene Ontology annotation, cellular component: Golgi apparatus.